Messenger RNA from Corylus avellana, 4131 nucleotides. NCBI's taxonomy places the organism in Eukaryota, Viridiplantae, Streptophyta, Magnoliopsida, Fagales, Betulaceae. The record is from RefSeq and is a predicted model, not a curated record.
UCUAUGGUUGCACCGUGGAUCCAGAUUGCCCAGUUUGGAAACUGGUGUGGAGAUGCUCAGAGGACAUGUCUAUACUUAUAAAAACCUAUUACGGCACACAUAACCAUCCACUUCCUGUCGGUUCAAUUACUGCCAUGGCUUCCGCGGCCUUAGCAGAUUUCCUUAGGUUAUUGGAUUUAAGUAAUCCUCUUUCAGAAGGAACCCCCAGUUUCACCCAAGCACCCCUUCCUUACGAUAUGAUUGACCCUGACGACCCUUCCCAAGGAAUUGUUGUUGACCUUACAAGUCAAUUCCCAAUGCCCAAAUCACCAGUGCGAGACCAAGACCAAAACCAGCCUCCCAUGAUUCUUGCCAGCGAAGACUCAAAGAAAGACGUACAAUCAAACUCAACCACAACAAGUACCUCCUUUUCCAGACCUCAUUGCAAUUACGAUGUCUUUUUGAGUUUUAGAGGUGAAGAUACCCGCAAGAACUUCACCGAUCACCUUUACUCUGCUUUAGUGCGACUCGGAAUUCACACCUUUCGAGAUGAUGAGGAGCUUCCAAGAGGAAAGACCAUCUCUACGGAACUACUUAGUGCUAUUCAUGGAUCAAAAAUUUUCAUUGUAAUUUUCUCCAAAGGUUAUGCUUCCUCUAGGUGGUGCCUCGAUGAGCUUGUGGAGAUUGUAAACUAUAAGAAUACCAAAGGUCACACUCUUUUACCCAUAUUUUACCACGUGAACUCUUCAGAUGUUCGAAACCAGACUGGAACUUUUGCGGAAGCCUUUGCUAGGCAUGAAGAGCGAUUUCAAACUGAUAUGGAGAGGGUGCAGAGGUGGAAGAAAGCUCUUACUGAUACUGCGAAUUGUUCCGGCUGGGAUCUCAAAUGCAUUGCAAAUGGGUAUGAAUCAAAAUUCAUCAAAGAGAUUGUUGAAGAAGUUAUGUGUAAAGUAAACCCUGUUCGGUUGGAUGUCGCCAAACACCCAAUAGGAAUAGAGUCUCGUGUUCAUGAUAUUAAAGAUUUAUUAAGUCUGGCAUCAAGUGAUGUUUGCAUUGUGGGCAUUUACGGAAUGGGAGGUAUCGGUAAAACAACCCUAGCAAAAGCUGUUUAUAAUGAAAUAUGUGUUGGAUUUGAAGAAAGUAGUUUUCUUUCAAACUUUAAAGAAAGCUCAGAAAAGUCUGAUGGCUUACUUCAUUUACAAGAGCAACUUCUUAAUGAUAUCUUGAAAACAAAUUUGAAGAUUGAUAAUGUUGAUAGAGGAAUUAGUAUAAUUAAGGAAAGAAUUUGUGGAAAAAAAGUUUUUGUUAUUGUUGAUGAUGUGGAUGACUUUGAAAAACUACAUUGGUUAGUCGAAAAGGAAUGGCUUGGUCCGGGAAGCAGAAUCAUUGUAACCACUAGAGAUGAACAUGUGUUAAGUCCAUUGAGAGUAGAUAAAAAAUAUAAGGUCAGAGAAUUGAAUCAUUGGGAGUCUCUUCGACUAUUCAGUUGGCAUGCCUUCAAAAUGACUAAUCCUAAAGAAGAAUACUUGGAGCUUUCGUAUGAAGCAAUGACUUAUGCCGGAGGUAUCCCUUUAGCUCUUGUGGUUUGGGGUUCUUUUCUUAAAGAUAGAAGUGUUGCUGAAUGGAAAAGUGAAUUGGAAAGACUACAAAUAACUCCUGAUGAGAAGAUUCAAAAAAUACUUAGAAUAAGUUUUGAUUCAUUGAAGAGUCCUACAAAUGACAUUUUCCUUGAUAUUGCAUGUUUCUUUGUCGGUAUGGACAAAGAAUAUGCUUUCAAAAUACUUGAUGGUUGUAAUUUAUUUCCAGGGAUUGGUAUCCCUAUUCUCAUUCAGAGGUCACUUGUGAUAGUUGAUUCCCAAAAUAAGUUGAUGAUGCAUAAUAUGAUUCGAGAUAUGGGAAGGGAAAUUGUUCGUAAAGAAUCGCCGAAACAUCCAAAAAAGCGCAGCAGAUUGUGGUUACAUGAGGAUGUUUUAAAUGUAUUACGAAACCAUACGGGAUCAGAAACAGUCGAGGGUCUCAUUUUAAAUCUCCUCUUACUUGAAGAUGUCAAUUUGAAAACUGAAGCAUUUACAAAUAUGAAGAAUUUGAGAUUGCUCCAAAUCGAUUCUGUGCAUCUCACAGGGUCUUAUGAACAUCUCUCUAAAGAGCUAAAAUGGCUUCAUUGGCAUAAGUGCCCUCUGAAAUUUUUACCGCAGAAUUUUCAUCUAGAGAACCUUGUUAUUCUUGACAUGCAGCACAGUAACGUCAAACAAGUUUGGAAGAAGAAGAAAAUAUUCAACAAGUUGAAGGUCCUUAAUCUCAGCAAUUCCAAAUGUCUCACCGAAUCACCAGACUUCUCACAAGUCCCACAAUUGGAGAUACUAAUACUUGAGGGUUGCACAAGCUUGGUUAAGGUUCAUGAGUCUAUUGGAUAUCUCAAAAGACUUGUUUUGCUGAAUUUACAAAAAUGCAAGAACCUUAGGAAUCUUCCAAGCAGCAUUUAUAACUUAGAAUCUCUUACAACUCUUGUAUUGUCUGAGUGCCUUAAUCUUAAAAAGUUACCGGAUUACUUGGGGAAUAUGAUGGCUUUAACGGUGCUGCAUGUGGAGAACACUGCUAUUAAGCAACUACCAUCCUCCUUUAGCCUUCUGAAGAAUCUUGAAACUUUAUCAUUACGUGGAAGUGAAUGCCUCAUUGAAUCACCAAAGUUCUUAGAAACUUCUUGCUUAAAGAAACUGAUACUUGAAGGUUGUACAAGCUUGGUUGAGGUUCACAACUCCAUUGGACUUCUAAAAAUACUAAAGGAACUAAAUUUGGGCAGGUGCAAGAAGCUUAGAAAUCUUCCAAGUAGCAUUUCUAACUUAGAGCUUCUUGAAACUCUUGUGUUGUCUGACUGCUUAGAACUUGAUAAGUUACCGGAACAAUUGGGGAAUAUGAAGGCUUUAAAAUUUUUGUUGGCAGGCAGAACUAAUAUUGAGCAACGACCAUCCUCCUUGGGUCCUAAAAGGAAUCCUAUAAUUAUGCCGUUACUUGGAUGUGAAGUACCAUCCUCAUCACGGAUAUCACCUAAAGGCUCCAAGCACAUAAGUUUGUUUCCUUCCCCUUAUGAAUUAUGGUCUUUGACAAACCUGAGACAACUAGAUCUCAGUGGGCGUAAUUUGUCUGAAGAUGAGUUUCCUGUUGAAUUUGGAGUUUUAUCUUCACUCGAAAUAUUGGAUUUAUCGAGAAACAAUUUUCGUAACCUACCUGAUUGCAUCAACUACCUUCCUGAAUUAUUGCAAUUGAAUUUGAACGAGUGUAGUACUCUUCAAUCAAUCUCAGUCCCCUUUAUUGUACAGGUUUUUGGAAUUUUGAGAGCAAAUGACUGCACAUCAUUGGAAAGAAUCUUAACUUUGACGAACAAGAGUUUAGGAUCUUUGUCCCUUAAUAAUUGCCAGAAACUGGUUGAGAUUCAAAGUUCGAAGAGUUUGCGAUCUGGAGCAUGUCUUCACAUGGGAAGGUGCAACAAUCUAUCACCUGCUUUUAGGGAGAGUGUUCUCCAGAUGUUGUGCAAGACAGAUCAUAUAGGUACCAUUUGCCUCCCCGGAAGUGAGAUUCCAAAUUGGUUUUGCCAUCGGACAAUCGGUUCUUCAAUAUCCAUUCGUGUACCCUCCUUUUGGGGUGGUAAAAUCGGGAUGCUUCUUUGCGUUGUUCUUGCGGCAAAAAAGGAAGCACCCAGAAACCUAUCUGGAGUGAGUAGCUUCAGCUGGAGAUUACGUAAUAAAACUAGAACUCACCAAAUGCCUUUAUAUUUAGGGUCCCCAGCUGGUUGCUUUUUUGGUAGCUGUGAAGAUCAAAUAUUUGUACAGGCGAUGGGAGAUGAUCAUCUUACGCGAGGUUAUAUGAAAAGUGGAGACGAAAUAGAGCUGUUCGUACACUUCCGGAAUGAAGAAAUACGAGUGAAGAAAUGUGGAAUUCAUCUACUAGUUGAUGAGCCAAGUGUAAUUGUUACAAGUGGAGACAAAAUGACGAGGUUCUUCGUCGGCAAUGAAUUCCGGAUUUAUGGAGGAGACACGAAUUGUAUAAUACCACUUGAUGAGGCAAAUGCCACAGAAGUAGAUGAAAGUGAUUAUUAUAGUUCCAUUCUACAGAUGUGAUGAUGAGGUCUCACCCAUCAGCAAAUCCACAGCACAA